This is a messenger RNA of Acipenser ruthenus (sterlet), 3260 nucleotides long. Its product is annotated as extracellular calcium-sensing receptor-like. The record is from RefSeq and is a predicted model, not a curated record. Gene Ontology annotation, cellular component: membrane. The transcript is spliced from 8 exons. Gene Ontology annotation, molecular function: G protein-coupled receptor activity. Gene Ontology annotation, biological process: G protein-coupled receptor signaling pathway. NCBI's taxonomy places the organism in Eukaryota, Metazoa, Chordata, Actinopteri, Acipenseriformes, Acipenseridae. Bases 28 to 2397 code for a protein of 789 amino acids.
CAGCGGUCCUACCGCUGGGUGCAGACUAUGGUGUUCGCCAUCAAUGAGAUCAAUCAGAAUGCAACACUGCUCCCCAACCUAACGCUGGGCUUUGGGAUUUACGAUACCUGUGGUGCCGUCCACCGAGGGAUAGAGGGCGCUCUGUGGAUGAUGAGUGGUCAGGAAGUCUUGGUGCCUGGGUACCGCUGCCUGCCUGGCACCCCCUUGGCUGCCAUCAUCGGAGAUGCAGGCUCUCGGAUUUCGCUGGCCAUCGCCCGAAUCCUUGGACUGUACAGCUACCCACUGAUCAGCUAUUUUGCGACGGUGCCCCAGCUCAGUGACCGGCGGCAGUUCCCCUCAUUUUUCCGGACAAUCCCUAGCGAUGUUUUCCAGGUGCAGGGGCUGGUCCGGCUGAUUCAACACUUUGGCUGGUCCUGGCUGGGGCUCCUGGCAUCGGAGGAUGACUACGGGCAGAUGGGCAGUCAGAUCCUGCAGAAGGAGUUGCUGCAGAGCGGGGCAUGUCUGGCCUUCCAUGAAACUGUGCCCCUGCUUUAUGACAAGAGGAAGAUACAACGCAUAGUACAGGUUGUGAAGAGUUCCUCUGCUAAAGCCAUCAUUGUCUUCACCUUUGAGUCCUUCCUGAUGCCCGUCGUAGUGGAAAUGGCACGUCAGAAUGUGACAGGCAAAGUGUGGGUCGCCACCGAGGGCUGGUCCACAUCGCACAACCUGGCAAACAGAGAGCUCCUGGAGACAAUGGAAGGAACCAUUGGGUUUGCAAUCCGCAGGGCUGAUAUACCUGGGCUCAGGGAACACCUACUGAGUGUGUCACCCAAUUCACCCACCGGCAGCACCAACCAAACUGAAGAGAACAAAAGCUUGGUCAAGUUGUUUUGGGAGGAGAUGUUUAAAUGCAAGUGGCCUGACAUCCAGGAUAACCUUGGAGGCUCACAGCAGCUUUGCACAGGCCAGGAGAAUCUUAGCCAGCUGGGCAUGGCUACAACUUACUCUGACGUUUCCAAUCUCAGAAUCAGUUACAAUAUCUACAAUGCUGUGUAUGCUGCUGCUCAUGCUCUGCACGACCUCCACUCCUGCAAGCCUGGGGAGGGACCCUUUGCUAAUGGAGGCUGUGCGAACAUCAGGGAUUUUGAACCUUGGCAGCUCCUCCACUACAUAAAGAAAGUGCGUUUCAACAAUAAUGCUAAAGAGGAGGUGCAUUUUGAUGAAAACGGCAUUUCGCCAACUCGCUAUGACAUCCUAAACUGGCAGAAGACCCCUACAGGUGACAUCCAGUAUGUAAAGAUUGGAAGCUUUGACUACAGUGCUCCAUCAGGACGAGACCUGGAAAUAAAUGAGAGCGCCAUCAUCUGGAAUGGAGGCCAAACACAGGCACCGGUCUCAGUGUGCAGUGAAAGUUGCCCCCCUGGGAGUCGCAAAGCAGCGCUCCGUGGUCAGCCUGUUUGCUGCUUUGACUGCAUCCCCUGUUCUGAGGGUGAAAUCGCCAACCACACAGACUCCACAGAGUGCCUGCACUGCCCAGAAGGUUCCUGGUCUAACAAGCAGCGGGACAGCUGUAUUCCAAAGGUGGUUGAGUUUCUUUCUUACACGGAGCCCCUGGGUGCUGUGCUGGCAUCUCUCUCUGUUCUCACCUCACUUCUGCCUGCCUCAACACUCGCUCUCUUCCUGUGGCACCACCACACGCCAAUUGUGAAAGCUAACAACCGUCAGCUGAGCUACGUGCUGCUGUGUGCCCUAGCGCUGUGCCCCUUGUGUUCACUAAUCUUCAUCGGUCAGCCUUCGCCCGCCUCCUGCAUGCUACGCCAGACAGCCUUUGGCAUCAUAUUUGCCCUCAGCGUCUCCUGCGUUCUGGCUAAGACUGUCCUGGUGGUGAUAGCUUUCAAGGCCUCCAUACCCGGCAGCAGCUUGCACCGAUGGGUAGGAACUCGAUUACCAAACUCCAUUGCUUGCUUGGGCACCUUAAUCCAGGUUGGUAUCUGCGGGACCUGGCUAGGUGCUGCCCCACCCUUCCCCGAAAAUAACAUCAAAUCCCAAAUUGGCAAAGUCAUCCUGGAGUGCAAUGAAGGCUCUGCAUUGGCGUUCUGGUGCAUGCUGGGAUACAUGGGCAUUCUGGCCAGCGUCAGCUUCGUAGUGGCCUUCCUGUCACGGAAUCUUCCGGAUAGUUUCAACGAGGCCAAGUUUAUCACGUUCAGCAUGCUGGUCUUCGUCAGUGUGUGGCUGUCCUUUAUCCCAGCCUAUCUCAGCACAAAGGGGAAGUACAUGGUUUCUGUCGAGAUAUUUGCGAUUUUGUCUUCGAGUGCAGGCCUUCAGGGCUGUAUCUUUUUCCCAAAGUGUUACAUUAUUUUACUGAGACCAGAGAGAAAUACACGUGAUUACCUCAUGGGCAAGGGACCAACAAGGUAAUAUGAUUAGGGGACAACCACGGGUUUACCAGGCUUUCCCCUUAUAAAAGUGUCCCACAAUAAAAGCAUAGCAAAGUGUAAUAAAGCACAGUGGUUAAAGCACAGGUAAGCAUUGUAAAGCACUUGAGGUAUGGUAAAGCAUAUUAAAAUACAUGGCAAACCAUGGUAAUUAUGCAUUGUAUAACUGCAAAAAUUCAGUGUAAAAAUAAUGUGGUAAGAGUCCCUUCUUUGAAACAGCUUAGCCUGGGAAUCUUACAAUACAAUUGCUAAUUGGCUAUUGGCACCAAGUUGUCAAUAUUACAAAACUGGUAAACUACUUUUUGCCCAUUUGAGUUGGUAAAAUAGUUUCUUGCUAGUUUUGAAAAAUUACCCAUUUGAUUUCCUCAUCGAAAGUUGUUAUUAUCAUGCUUUAUGUACAUACAAAGGUUUCCUAUUUGACUUUUUCUCAUAAAUUACAUUGAAUUUUAUUUGCAAGUCUACAAAACAAGUAGAGAAUCCGCAUGAAUCUGCGUGGGGAACUGCAGUCAGGAUGUCCCAGUCUUGUAUUGUGUAGCUACCUGGUUAAACACAAAUAGAACAUAUUUAUAUAGAUUGAAUUCAUUUAGAAGAUUCUGCUAGAUUCUAGAUAAAAUACAAUAUUUCAAUUUUAUUGUCUUCUAAGAUGUUGCAUGCAUCAAAUGAUUAGGGGGUAUGAGCAGUUUAAGCAGUACAGUGAGUUAAUGCUGUGUGGCUGAAGUACCACCAGUGGAUUUUUGUUUUGACAUUAUAGUUUUUUUUAAAGAACAUUAGGGAAUGUACAAACAAAAAAAGCCAGUCAGACCAAUGAUCGUCCAAUUCCUAAUAGCUUAAAGGAUCCCAAUGAUU